Molecule: messenger RNA, 1230 nt
Organism: Cuscuta campestris
Lineage: Eukaryota; Viridiplantae; Streptophyta; Magnoliopsida; Solanales; Convolvulaceae
Source: the annotation of a GenBank genome assembly
CACAAAAGAAAUAUGAGUUGUUUUUUUUUUCAUACCCAAAACAAUUAAUUUGACACAAAAAAAAGAAGAGAAGGAAAUAAAAAAAAAAUAUGCAGCAGCAGCUUCAUUUAUGGGGUGGACUAGAGAGCAAUGAUCACAAGUGGUUGUUGGACUGGACAAAGUGGAGAGUGUUUUUGUGUGCAGCAAUGGUCAUCUUCUACAUGCUCUUAGCAUUCCUUCUGCUGUGGAAGUACCAAUGGUCGGCGGCAGGCAGCGGCGGCAGCCAGAAUGAUGGCGGCAGUGGCAGCGGUGGUGAUUCAAAAACAUGGAUGCCAUGUGUGAAAGAAGUGAGCCCAAUAUGUUUGAUGGCCUUUAGAAUGGUUUCUUUCUCUCUUCUUGCAGCAACACUCACUUGCCAUGUUGUGGUCUAUGGUGGCACCCUCUUCUACUACUAUACUCAGUGGACUUUCACAUUGGUUACCAUUUACUUUGGGUUUGGUUCAGUGCUUUCAAUACAAGGAUGUUGGCAGCGCAAGAAAUCAAUGGAAAGGGUUAGUGAUGAUAGAUGGACGGAUGAGAUUCAAGGGUUGGAAGAUACACUUCUUGCAGGCACAGGGUAUUGCCGUGGAGCCAAAGCACUUGAUUACCACACCACACUCCAAUUCUACCAAGAAAGAUCUGCUGGAUUUUUUGCCAAUGUGUUUCAACUCCUUUUCCAGAUGGCUGGUGGAGCAGUGGUUCUUACAGAUUUUGUUUAUUGGUUCAUAAUCUUUCCCAAACUCGAUGAAUAUUAUGACUUCACUUUCUUGACGUUGGUUGCACAUUCACUUAAUUUGCUGCUUCUUGCCGAUGCAUCUCUGAAUUGCUUGCAGGAAUUGCCAUGGUUCGGGAUUGCAUAUUUUAUUUUCUGGACAGGGGCUUAUGUCUUAUCCCAAUGGAUUGUUCAUGCUUGUGAAUCUAUCUGGUGGCCAUACCCUUUUCUGGAUUUAUCAUCACCAAAUGCUCCCCUCUGGUAUUUGGUGGUGGCAUUAAUGCAUAUUCCCUGCUUUGGUAGUGUUGUAUUACUCGUUGAGCUCAAAAAAUGGGCACUCUCCAAAUGCCAACCUACAUAUCAUCUUGUAUUUAGUGAUGAUGAGAUCAUUACCUCAUGUUAAUCAUCAUUAUCAUCAUUUAAUUUUAUAAGAUAUCAUUCUGUACACCUUUUAAAUUCCACACGUGAAAUAUGUUACUUCUCACUAUGGUUAAGUGUUU